AUGCGAUCCAGUUUAUCUUGCGAGCAGUGCAGAAAAGCCAAGGUUAAAUGCGUCCACACUGGAACGGCACCUUGCUCGAGAUGUGACAGACUAAAUAUCUCUGGCUGCGAACUUACAAGGCCGCAAGUCAGAUCUGCUAAGAAGGUCGCAAGAAGAGCUCAGAAUGCAUCGGCAAUUUCGACUCCACGCGGGGACGAAGUCUCGGUGAUUUCAACACCGUCUGUCAUGAGCCCCAUGACACCUAUCCCAUCACGACAAACGACUUCACACAAUGAACUCGAUACCAUGGAUGAGCACCUUACUAACUUACCGAUGGGCGUUAUUUUAAAGGCUCUCAACAUAUUCACUGCCAAGUUUCCUGAGCUGAGAAUCCUUCAAGCGUCAUCUUUCAUCAAAGAGUAUCAGACUGUCCGAACCAAAGAGGGCAAAGCACUUCUCGCUACGACUCUUGCCAUCACGAGAAAACAAUGUUCUAUAGUUACGGGGGAUUGGCUAAGAGGCUUGAGGGGUAGCGAAUCAUACGCGACUUAUGCUUGGAGCACAUUGUCCGAUGCUAUUCUACAGCCACCCAAAGUACAAGUCGUGCAAGCUUUACUCAUCUUGACAUUGUAUGAAUGGGGUGUGCGCGAAUAUCACAAAGCUUGGAUGCACUGCGGCAUGGCAAUUCGCAUCAUGCAAUCUCUCCACAGCUCACGGAUUACUCCCCAUCCACUUGACGUCUCCCAAAACAGCGACACAGAUGCCAUGGCUAUAGCCGUCGAAUCGCGAACGUACUGGGCCUGCUUCAUUAUGGACUGCACCAUCAAUUCGGGAACAUACAACCCACGAAUGCUUCCCAUGUCAGAAAUGCACAAACUCAAAGUACCCCGGCCACUCAACUACACCGACUUCGCCUUUGGCUUCGACGCCACUUCGCUCAACUACAGCGCAGGCGACUUAUCCGGUCUCGCACAAGGGUUCGAGUCAAUAGCUCUCGGUUUUGACAUCUAUGCGCAAGCAAUGUCUUUUGUGUUUAAUAAUGGGCGAUGUGCACCGGGCAUGUGUGCAGCUGAGAAUUGUCCUUGGGUUCCUAGCUCGUCUUGGUAUCAGUGUCGAAGUCGGUUGGAAGAGUGGAGGAAAAGCCAGCAUAAGAGGCUUUGGUAUCCACAGCAUAGCGUUGUUGUGCAUAUGACACUCGGUCACGGUGAAUCUUUCAUCUAUCUCAACAUGCUCUACUACCUCACUACCAUCAUGCUUCAUCGGGAGUACUUUCCCUUCUUACCCAUCGGAGAUAUGACACCUCGCGGCCCCGUGGAUCCUCCGCUCCUCGAAGCCGAAGCACCGCCUGGCUGGUGGGAUCAAAGUGCCAGAGAGCUAUUCAGUGCAUCAGAACAAAUCGCUUGCUUGCUACAAGAAGCAUCAGAGUGUGGCAUCCCGCUCAUGACGCCUUUCUCUGGCUUUUGUGCUUUCACAGCAUGUUUUCUAAACCUCUACGUGUUCCGAUAUCCAAGGAUGAAUCUGGGUCGGAGUACAAAGGCCGAACAGCUGAUGAAUUGGGGACUAGAGUAUCUCGAAGAAUUCCAGAAUGCCUGGGAGCUAGCGGGUGGCUGGAUUAAAACCAUUCAAAACUCAUCUCUUCUAUAUAAAAGAGCUACUGAAGACGAAGGGAGAUAUAGAGGUCGGUCAAGAGCUGAUUUCGAGGCUUUGCACCAGUCGAUUCAUGAAUACCGUAUUGUGGAUAGAUCAGACCAGCAUCUGCAGCAGAUCAGCCACGCAGAUCGAAACUCGUCAAGGAGAGAAGAUGGCAAUGAUGUGCCGGUGCCAACACAGAAUCAAUCCAUGAGCGCCGCUGUCAGUGCUUCUGUGUCUGUACCUGAUCCGUUUCCAAAUUGGUGGUCGAUGCUACAGGAAGUUGAGUUUACGGAUGUUGGGAACCUUUGGAAUGGACUGCGCGAGAUGUAG
This is a messenger RNA of Fusarium graminearum PH-1, 1941 nucleotides long. RefSeq lists its product as uncharacterized. The transcript is spliced from 5 exons. The record is from RefSeq and is a predicted model, not a curated record. Gene Ontology annotation, molecular function: DNA-binding transcription factor activity, RNA polymerase II-specific; DNA binding; zinc ion binding. Gene Ontology annotation, cellular component: nucleus. Gene Ontology annotation, biological process: regulation of DNA-templated transcription; DNA-templated transcription. Lineage: Eukaryota; Fungi; Ascomycota; Sordariomycetes; Hypocreales; Nectriaceae. Bases 1 to 1941 code for a protein of 646 amino acids.